GUUGACUUCCUUUGACAGUGUAGCGCUGAGGAAGCAACGCCCACUACGUGUGACUUGUUACGUACCAUCGCUCAGACAACACACAGCAUGCAAAACGCUCAGUCGCAAUAAUGGCGAGAUUAAGCGAGCAUGGGAUUCGCCUCAGUUCCAUGAGUCCUUCCUUCCUGAACAGCAACUCUACAAGUCACACCUGGCCCUUCAGCGCGGUGGCAGAGUUAAUAGACAAUGCAUUAGAUCCUGGUGUCCUAGCUAAACAGAUCUGGAUUGAUGUAUUGGAGGAAGCUGGUCACCUGUGUCUAACCUUCACCGAUAAUGGUAGCGGCAUGACCCCCCACAAACUGCACAAGAUGCUCAGCUUUGGUUUUACAGAGAAGGGUUCAGGUAAGGCCAGUCAGCAGGCAAUCGGCGUGUAUGGGAAUGGUUUCAAGUCUGGUUCCAUGCGUCUGGGCCGCGACGCGCUCAUCUUCACCAAGAAUGGUGGCUGCCAGACUGUUGGAAUGCUGUCUCAGACCUACCUGGAAAACAUCAAGGCCCAAGCCGUCAUUGUCCCCAUUGUUCCCUUCAACCAACAAACCAAGUCUCUGGUGGUGACCGAGGACUCGGAGGCCAGCCUGGCAGCCAUCCUCCAACACUCCAUCCUCACCUCCCAGGAGCAGUUACAUGCACACUUUGACUCCAUACUCUCAAAAAAAGGCACCAAGAUAUUAAUCUGGAAUAUCCGCAGGGCCAAAGAUGGCAAGCCAGAGAUCGACUUUGAGAGCGAUGUGAGUGACUUCCGUUUGCCCGAGAUUCAGAUUGAGGAGCUGAAGAAAGGUCUGAGGAACAGUGGAUCCCUGAGAGCCGAACAUGACAUCCCAGAGAUGCACUACAGUCUUAGGGCCUACCUCAGUAUAUUGUAUCUGAAGCCGAGGACACAGAUUAUACUGAGGGGGAAGAAGAUUCAGGCUAAGCUGGUGUCAAAGAGGCUGACACACAUUGAGCAUGACGUGUACAAACCCCACUUCAGUAAAGAGAAGGUGAAGGUGACCUUUGGGCUAAACCCAAAAAACAAAGACCACUAUGGCAUCAUGAUGUACCACAGGAACCGACUCAUCAAAGCCUAUGAGAAAGUGGGCGGCCAGCUGAAGGCUUCAGGUCAAAGAGCAGGAGUUGGCGUCAUUGGUAUCAUUGAGUGUAACUUUCUCAAACCUGCCCACAACAAGCAAGACUUUGAAUACACCAAAGAAUACAGACUCACCCUUGGUGCUUUGGGCCUAAAACUGAACGACUACUGGAAAGAGGUGACGGAGAAGAAGGCCAGAGAACGAGAGUUUCAGGCUCUAGAAAGAGAUGAAAAUGAAGCCCAGCAUGAUGCUGACGAGGGUCCCACAUGGUUACAGUGUGAAGAGUGCCUGAAGUGGCGAAAGGUCCCUGCAAGUCAUUACAAUGUGCUACCUGAAAGCUGGAACUGCAGCCAGAACCCCAAUCCACGUUACAGAAGCUGCUUUUCACCAGAGGAAGCAGAAGACAGCGAGGAACUGUUAACACCCAGCUACCAGAAAAACCACAAGAAACCAGAGCAUCCCAAAAGCAGAAAACGAGAAAAAUCACUGGAGGUGUGUGAGUUCCAGAACAAAGUGGCUGAACAUCAAAUCCUCUCUCGCAGUUCAUCAGAGCCAAGCCAGCCUACCUUCCAGCACACACACAUGCCUGAUCACAUAAGAACAGCAGGUCGAUGCCACACAGAGGAAAACACACCCGAGCAGACAAGCACAGAUCACCUGGCACAUCAUCAUACAGACACACACAUAUAUGAUGAUGCACAUAGAGUGUCACACACGCAACAAAAGCCCGUUAAAAGAGGCACAGUCAUUAAAGACAAGACACAAGUCACACAUGUGGAAAAUGAGACAAAUGAUCUCAGCCUUGAAGAUAAAGAUAGAGACAAAAUAAAAGACACAACAAUGAAGCCGUUGGAAAGAGAAGAUAACAACAAAUUAAGCCACAAAAGGAAGUCGGAAUCCUUAUUUUACUGUGUGAAAAAGAAGCCAUGUCUUUCGGAGGGUCAAGAGCCUUCCUCAGAAGUCGAGCCACUAUCCUUGGAGAAGAUCAAGCAAGACAGUAGCGGCCGAGUCAAGAAACCAAGUGACGCGGCUCAGCGAACCCCCACCUGCCUCACCUGGACCCACUCACUCCCCUGUACCCAGACUGUGAUGGUAUCUCCUCUGAGUCGAACAGAAGGGCAAUCGAGCAGACCACUGCCUCCAGAAGGUAGUGACCGGGAAGCGAAUGUGCAGAAGCUGGCUGGGUUGGAGAAAGAGGUGCAGAGGCUACACAGGCUUCUAGGUCUGGAAGUCACAAAGACAUCUCAAGGCACCAUGACAACUGCUGAUAGCAGUGCUAAACAGCCAAUACGAGGGCUGGUGACUCCGCCAGCAUCCACAGCAAGUAGAGAGGUCGCCUGCCAGACAGAGGUGGCUGAGAGCUGUACUUCAUCCAGCAGCCCGGCCCGGGCCCCAGGAUGUCAGGAGGUGGUGGUCCUGGGUGCGAGAGCUGUGUGUGUUCCCAAAGAGCAGGCUGAGCAGAACAUGCCUAAGAAGAAGACAGAAACUCCGAGCAGGACGAGAGUCAGUGACAGCGAGGCCUGUGAAGACAGCAGAUCUUCACAGGAGAAUCUGCGCACCAUUCGUAACAACGUGGUGGCGCUUCUCACUGUCCUCCUGCCCCAACUGGACCUGACCGGCAUCAGCCUGGACACCUCCGACGUGGACAACAUCCUGCAGCAGAUCAUAGAGGUCAACUCGUUGAAACUAUCACCAGUACUGUUAUAAAAUCCAGCAAAUUUCUGUCAGAGGUUGCCUUGUUUUUCCUUUUAUUUUUAUGCAAAAUUUGAGUUGGAAUUUUUUGGAAUUUUUCUGUUUUUGUUAUAAGUAUAAUU
Molecule: messenger RNA, 2917 nt
Organism: Etheostoma spectabile (orangethroat darter)
Lineage: Eukaryota; Metazoa; Chordata; Actinopteri; Perciformes; Percidae
Product: MORC family CW-type zinc finger protein 3
Exons: 17
Coding region: 111-2810 (899 amino acids)
Cellular component (GO): nucleus; nucleoplasm
Molecular function (GO): zinc ion binding; ATP hydrolysis activity
Source: RefSeq, a predicted model, not a curated record